Octopus sinensis (East Asian common octopus) is the source of this 540-nucleotide messenger RNA. RefSeq lists its product as uncharacterized. The coding region runs from base 1 to 540 and encodes 179 amino acids. The record is from RefSeq and is a predicted model, not a curated record. Lineage: Eukaryota; Metazoa; Mollusca; Cephalopoda; Octopoda; Octopodidae. Gene Ontology annotation, molecular function: nucleic acid binding. The transcript has 2 exons.
AUGUUGAAGGAUGGCUACCUAUCUUAUUCAAAGUUCCUGACUGAUUAUUUCAAGUCCACAGAUGUACCCCGGUCAGGACGACCAACUUCCGCGACCGCAGAGAGCAGAGCUGACGCUGUGCACGUCAUGUUUCUCGAGGACGGCUGGAGUUCAACAAAAGUCAUAGCUGAGAUUCUGGGAAUUUCCCGCGAAGGACUUAAUCACAUUAUUCACAACAUUCUGGACAUGAGAAAGUUUUCUGCAAAAUGGGUGCCGAAAUGCCUGAACGCAGAUCAAAAGCACAUCAGAAUGAUGACAUCAAAGGCGAUUUUGGACCGGUUUGCAGCGGAAGAAGCUGAUUUUAUGGCUCGUUCAGUCACUAUGGAUGAAAUCUGGUUUCAUCAUUAUGAUCCUCAGACCAAGCGGCAAUCAAUGGAAUGGCACCACAGCGAUUCACCAAGAACUUUCGGACUCGGAAAUUCUUCAUUUGUAAAAGCUUUUAUGUUGGUACUUCCUGUGUAUCCUUUGUCUACUUGUUGCUAUGCACAAGAAGUUGGCUAA